GCCAAGCAGUUAACAUCGAACCAAGUGAGCUGAGAGCCGAGAGGGUCAGACCCAACCGUUCUUACUUCUCAAUUGACACUUCUCCUAACUCCCCAAAGAACAAAGGACACACCUUUCCUCGGCCUUUCUCCAGAACUCCUUCUCCCUUUAAUCCCAAAGAGCCUAAAUCCCCUUUUCCUUAUCUGCUCUGUAUUUGGUCUCCUCGCUCAUCAGUCUCUCUCGUUCUGAUGGAGAAAGGCGAGCCUUCAAUGGUAGCAGAGCCAGAACAAGAAUCGGAAGAAGCCUUCACAAGCCAUCACCUCACAGUUCCACACGGCUUGACCCCGGCCGAGUUCGAAGAGUUAAAGCCACUCGUCAUCGAGUUCCACACCUACAGAAUCGGCCUGGGGAAAUGCUCUUCUCUUCUAGCUCAACGAAUCAACGCCCCGAUCGACGUUGUCUGGUCAAUACUGCGGCGUUUCGAUAAGCCACGGACGUACAAGCACUUCAUCAAGAGCUGCUCCGUGAAGGAGGGUUUUGAAAUGACGGUGGGCUGCACGAGGGAUGUGAUCGUCAUCUCCGGGUUACCGGCUGCGACCAGUACGGAGAGGCUGGAUAUACUGGACGAUGACCGGCACGUGACCGGGUUCAGUAUCACUGGAGGAGAGCAUAGGCUGAGGAAUUACAGGUCAGUGACGACAGUGCAUACGGUCGUGAGUGACGGAAGGAUCUGGACCGUUGUUUUGGAAUCUUACGUAGUUGAUGUGCCCGAGGGCAAUACUGAGGAGGAUACCCGUCUUUUCGCGGAUACCGUCGUUAAGUUGAACCUGCAGAAGCUGGCGACUGUCACUGAAGGAAUGGGCGAUGGCCGUGAUGGUGACGGUAAGUCACCGUCUGUUUAACACCAAAAAAUUGAAAAAAUCAAGAAAAUCAAAAUCACUAGUUCUUUUGUUAAGACCUUUUUUUUUUCCCUCUGCCUUCUUGUUACCUUUUUGUAAAAUUCCUAAAAUAUUCUCGAUCUGCAUAACUUCAAGUCUUCAAGAGGAAGAUUUCUACUUCUGCUGCUGCUGCUGGGUACCAUAAAAAAAAUGCAAGGUCUUUGAAAUUUGUAUCUUUGGUUUGGUGAAUGUAGAUGGUUUAAACGGGGAAAAGUCCCAUCUUUGUACAUUUUUUGGUUUUGAUUAUGUAAAAACCCAAUUCUGUCUUUGUGGAUUUGCACAAUUCAAAACAUGCAUUACCAGAUUGAGUUUC
Molecule: messenger RNA, 1230 nt
Organism: Tripterygium wilfordii
Lineage: Eukaryota; Viridiplantae; Streptophyta; Magnoliopsida; Celastrales; Celastraceae
Product: abscisic acid receptor PYR1-like
Biological process (GO): abscisic acid-activated signaling pathway
Cellular component (GO): cytoplasm; nucleus
Molecular function (GO): abscisic acid binding; protein phosphatase inhibitor activity; signaling receptor activity
Source: RefSeq, a predicted model, not a curated record